Molecule: messenger RNA, 679 nt
Organism: Ochotona curzoniae (black-lipped pika)
Lineage: Eukaryota; Metazoa; Chordata; Mammalia; Lagomorpha; Ochotonidae
Gene: STMP1
Product: short transmembrane mitochondrial protein 1
Exons: 3
Coding region: 95-238 (47 amino acids)
Source: RefSeq, a predicted model, not a curated record
GCCCCUCGCGCCGGAGGAGGAGGAGGAGGAGGAGGCUUGGGCCCGCGGACGUGCAGCCGCCCUUCGCGCCGUCCUUACUCUUCCGGCCGACAUCAUGCUCCAGUUCCUGCUCGGAUUCACUCUUGGCAACGUGGUUGGAAUGUACCUGGCUCAGAACUAUGACAUGCCAAACUUGGCUAAAAAGCUUGAAGAAAUUAAAAAGGAUUUGGAUGCCAAGAAGAAACCGCCCAGCUCCUGAGCCUGCCGCCGGCACUGCCUUCCGGACGCGCUGAUGCCGUCUGUAGCAUCUGCCCACAGCGUUUGUCUUCCUCUCCGACCGCCGUGAUCAUCUUCUCUGCCGGACCUCGUGUUGCUUCCAGCGCGAUGGGGUCCCGAGCCGAGAGCUGCCCUUGCAUCUCCAGCGUCCCUGCCUCUCCCCCGCCGCCUCCUUCCAGCUGCCUGGGAGGCCCCGAGGCUGGAGUGACGGUGCUGGACUAGUAAACAUGGCCUUUCUCUAGUAGUCUCUCCCUUCUUCUGUGGGAUUUCUGCUACCUUUAGUCAAAAGAAAAAUUGAUAAGUUUUGUAUAGCUGAUAAGAUAGACAUAAAUAAUACUCAUUUUACAGGUUAGCAUUUAUAAUGGGUGCUUUUUAAACAUUACUAAAUUUUGUUGUUUUGAAGUAAAUACAAUAGAAAAGCCAA